Oldenlandia corymbosa var. corymbosa is the source of this 1532-nucleotide messenger RNA. The record is from the annotation of a GenBank genome assembly. Lineage: Eukaryota; Viridiplantae; Streptophyta; Magnoliopsida; Gentianales; Rubiaceae.
CACAGGAAAAGUCAAGUGGAGUGAAGAUAGGGAAAGGCACAAAAAGGCAGCUAAGAAACAGUAACAGAGUAGCACAAUUCGCAGCAAGAACGCGCUUCUAGUUACUUUAUGCCAUAAAAUCAAUAAAACCCCUGCAAAAUUGGGUAGACAUUAUUUGCGACCGAAAUUGAGUUGGUUUUGUUCAUUAUGUUUUUGUAAGAGCCAAAAAAAGAAGUACAAUAUGUUGAAGAGCUUACCAAUAUCCUUUAUUCUGUUCAUUUCUGUCAUCCUCUUUCUACUCUUUCCAUCCCAAGUCUUUUCAGCUCAUCCCAAAUGCCAUUCCCAAGACAAGAAAGUCCUGCUAGAAAUCAAGGCAGCCCUGAAUAAUCCCUACCACUUGGCCUCAUGGAAUCCAGACGACGACGAUUGUUGUACCUGGUAUUGCUUGGAUUGCGACCUGGUUACCGGCCGUGUGAUUGCCCUCACAAUCUUCUCCGGGAACAUCUCUGGCCAAAUCCCACCGGCGGUUGGGGACCUUCCAUACCUUCAAAAUCUGGAAUUCAGAAAACUCACCAAUCUCACAGGCCAAAUCCCAUCCGCCAUUACCAAAUUAGUCAAUCUCAGGGAGCUCACUCUGAGCUAUACUAAUCUCUCCGGCCCAAUUCCUUCAUUCCUCAGCCAGCUCAAGAAUUUAACUUACUUGGAUUUGUCAUUCAACGACCUGACUGGUUCCAUUCCCCCUUCGCUCUCGGAGCUCCCCAACCUCGAUGCCAUUCACUUAGAUCGAAACCAGCUUACUGGAAGUAUCCCGGAUUCCUUCGGGUACUGGACCGGCAAAACCCCUGAAAUUUUUCUCUCCCACAAUAAUCUCACCGGCGCUGUUCCUGCGUCAUUCGGCCGUUUCCAAUCCAUGAUUGAUUUGUCAAGGAACAAACUCGAAGGAGAUCCAUCGUUCCUGUUUGGCAAGAACAGGACAUCUUGGUAUGUCGAUCUGUCGAGAAACUUGUUCGAGUUCGAUGUUUCGAAGAUUGAAUUUUCGGACAACCUGACGCACUUGGACUUGAAUCAUAACAGGAUCUUUGGGAGUCUUCCAAAGGGGUUGACUCAAUUGAACCUGGAAUUCUACAAUGUGAGUUACAACAGGCUGUGUGGCCAGAUUCCACAAGGUGGGGAAUUGCAGAGCUUCGAUCUGUAUUCAUAUUUCCAUAACCGGUGCUUGUGCGGUGCUCCUCUUCCUCCCUGCAACUGAUUUAUUGACAAAUUCAUAAAUAGCUGCAGUUCUUGAUGGUCUAGAACCUUCCGGAAAUGCUGUUUCGUUUCUAUGUUGAUAAUAAAGUAAAAAUUUUCUGUGUAAAUAUGAAUAAAAUCGGGCAAUGUUUUUCUAUUUUCUCCUUAGCUCUCAUCGGCUUCGGUUUAUUCUUCCGUACUCAGUUAUCAAAAGUUAUAUUUAGUGGUUAUUCAGUUAAAACUCGCAACCAAAGGGGAUGGAGAAAAAACAAAUGGAAAAACAGAUACAGAGUGGGCGAAUCAAUUAUACAUAUUUUUAAACUAGG